UCCAGGCAGCCCCGCGCCGCCGUUCCGCGCCUGCGCCGCCGAGGGCUGGGCUGUUGCUCCCUGACGGGUGGCUGCGGCGGGUCCUCGCCAUGGAAUCCUACGACGUGAUAGCGAACCAGCCCGUCGUGAUAGACAACGGUUCGGGUGUGAUUAAAGCAGGUUUUGCAGGCGACCAAAUACCGAAAUACUGCUUUCCAAACUAUGUGGGCAGACCAAAGCACGUUCGUGUUAUGGCUGGUGCUUUAGAAGGGGACAUUUUCAUUGGUCCAAAAGCAGAGGAGCACAGAGGUCUCCUCUCGAUCCGAUACCCUAUGGAGCAUGGCAUAGUGAAGGACUGGAACGACAUGGAGCGCAUUUGGCAGUAUGUGUAUUCAAAAGACCAGCUUCAGACAUUCUCAGAGGAGCAUCCUGUGCUGCUGACAGAAGCACCCCUAAACCCACGCAAGAACAGAGAGCGUGCUGCUGAGGUGUUUUUUGAGACCUUCAAUGUGCCAGCACUAUUCAUCUCCAUGCAAGCUGUGCUUAGCCUCUACGCCACUGGGAGGACUACAGGAGUGGUGCUGGACUCGGGGGAUGGCGUUACCCAUGCGGUUCCCAUCUAUGAAGGCUUUGCCAUGCCUCACUCCAUCAUGCGGAUUGACAUCGCUGGGCGCGAUGUCUCCCGCUUCCUGCGGCUCUACCUGCGGAAGGAGGGCUAUGACUUCCACACAACCUCUGAGUUUGAGAUUGUUAAGACCAUCAAGGAGCGUGCCUGCUACCUGUCAAUAAACCCCCAGAAGGAUGAGACUCUGGAGACUGAGAAGGCUCAGUACUACCUGCCAGAUGGAAGCACUAUUGAGAUCGGCGCUGCCCGUUUUCGGGCCCCGGAGCUCCUGUUCCGGCCAGACCUGAUAGGGGAGGAAUGUGAAGGACUCCAUGAGGUGCUUGUUUUUGCCAUCCAGAAAUCAGACAUGGACCUGAGGCGAACGCUGUUCUCCAACAUCGUGCUGUCUGGAGGCUCCACGCUCUUCAAAGGCUUUGGUGACAGGCUCUUGAGUGAAGUGAAGAAACUAGCUCCGAAGGACGUCAAAAUAAGGAUAUCAGCUCCUCAGGAGAGAUUGUAUUCCACGUGGAUUGGUGGCUCUAUCCUGGCCUCACUGGACACCUUUAAGAAAAUGUGGGUUUCAAAAAAGGAAUAUGAAGAAGACGGAGCUCGUGCCAUCCACCGAAAAACCUUCUAGCCCUGGGACCUGUCCUCAGUCUCCUCCGAAGACUCACUUCAGUUCUAAACUCGCUUUUCUGAGUCCGAGUGUCUGAGAGCUGCCUGUGUGUGUGUGUGUGCGCCAGCAUGCCCCGAUGUCACUGAGCAAAGACAACAGCAGCAGGAGGGUUGUAUUAGUACUACUAACUUCUUAUUUUUUUAUUUUUUGUUGGGUUUUGUUGUUUUGGUUUUGGGGUUUUUUUUUUUAUUAUUGGAAAGGGGAAAAACACCAAGCCACAUUUCUCCAGAAUGGCCCAUUCCUUUUUCACUUCAGUCCCUUAAUUUCGGUAUCGCAAUCACAUUUGUCACUGUAAAACAAACCAAGAAGCAAGCGAAAACAAAGGGAACAGCUUAUAGAAACUGCCUGGCAAGCCAGAAGGGAGCCAACCACUGCUUUAGUCAGCCCGACUGCAAUGCCUGGAUUGUCUGGAAACACAGCCAAGGCCCCAUAGCUACUUCCUUCUUCAGCAGCAGCUUCACCAUCAGUAGGUUUUCGAAGUUGGUUUUAAUAUAUAUAUUUCUUUUUUUUUAUUAAGAGAAAGCACAUUCUUGACAAUUAAGCCCAUUUGCCCCCACUGUUUUGGGUGUGUGAGUGCGUGUAUGCCUGUGUAACUUCUUAGCCUGAUGUGUGGGUCUGCACUGCAGCUGGAGAAGUUGGUGAUAGGACUUAGUUUGUAUUGCAUGGAGUAGAACAAAGCAAACCUAAUCAGCUGUCAUUGUACUAGACGGUUAUUCUCUCGUACCUUGUUUUAAAUACCUUUACUUCUCUGGAAGCAAGUGCCCCAGAAUGGGGGUGAAGGCACUUGUGUGUUCCCCCUCAACCUGCCAAGAUUCACAGUGCUGAGUUCUCGUGUUCUUUGUAAGAGUCAAGGCUGUUUCCCUCCUUCCUGCCACGUCAGGGCAAAGGGAGCAUGUAUUCACAGCCAGGCAUAACUCUUCUGUACUUCCUCCAUUCUGGGGCAAAAACAAUGAUUGGAAAGGUGCAUUGUAAUGUAAAAAUUGUUUUAUUUAUUGAAAUGUCUGAGGCUAUCUCAAAUAACUGACCACAGCACCUGGGAAUUACGCUUUGGGUCUUCUUUGAACACCUGAUGCCAGCUGUCCCUUGCUCGAUGUUAACGCUGUGUACAGCACCUGCGCUUAGCGGAGCAGCCAGCCCCGCGAUGCCACCCGGUAACCGCUGUUCUCUAUGAGUGCGCUGAAGGAGAGGACAAUAAACCCUACCAGGACGUUGGUGUGAGCAGCAGGUUUGUGAGCAGGAUGCUGGCGUGCUGGCUGUGUGCCUUUGCUCAGCUGGUGGCUGCUUUGCUUCUCCUGGUCUACAGCCGAGGGCAGGGCUACGGACCCGCUUGCGUUGGGGUGCGCCACUGCUUCCCCUUCAGGUUUGUCUUCUGCAUUAUUUGGUGCUCUUUUCUUUCUGUUGUUACUUUUCUGCAGUACGUGGCAGUAGCGGUGGAGCUGGAGUUGCUCGGUGGCAGUUCCUCCCUGUUCCCCUCCAUCCUGUUCAUUGCCAUGCAUCACCCUGGGGUCACUCGCUCUCGAGCGCAGAGCUGGGGUAGGAGCUGGAGAGCUGCUGCCUUGCCACAGCCCAGGUGAAUGCGAGCAGCAGCACAUUCCCCUGGGGGAACCACGGUCCCGGGGCCCACCACUGGGCUCCAGAAGCUGUAGGCAGGCAGCAGUGGUGGUCUCCUCCCAGCUGAGGCCAAGCUGCUUCUUCACUUACCCCUCAGAGCAGACUGUUUUAAGCAAGAACCCGUCAGGUAGAAAAGAACCAUCAAUGCUCAGCCUUCUGCUGGAACAUCAGUUCCUCUCACUGGUUUGCUGCAGCAUGUGGAGGAGAAGCAGCACCCCUCUCGGUUCAGUCAGCAUGUCCCAGGCAGUGCCAGUGACCUCCUGCUCCCUGCCCCGCUGCUGGCCUUGCAGAAGCAGCAGUGCUCCACUUUGUAACCUGCAGUGACCGGACAGAAAGGUGCCGUCUCUGAUACAGCGUUCGUUUGAUCUGCCUGACUGUUCCCUCGCACACUGUCCAAACCAUGUUGCCUGGUGGUGCCCAGCAUACUUAAAUAAAGUCAUUCAUAUACAACC
Strigops habroptila (Kakapo) is the source of this 3322-nucleotide messenger RNA. It is a transcript of the gene ACTR1A, whose product is annotated as actin related protein 1A. The transcript is spliced from 11 exons. The record is from RefSeq and is a predicted model, not a curated record. The coding region runs from base 90 to 1220 and encodes 376 amino acids. Lineage: Eukaryota; Metazoa; Chordata; Aves; Psittaciformes; Psittacidae.